CAUGUGUACCCAUCAUCAAUGCAUGUAAUGCGAUUCGGUUCCCACGUAUGUUCGCUGAUCCACACGCGCACGCACGAACUCACCCACCCACCUCGGUUCACCUACCGUGUCGCCUUUCCAUUAUUGCACGCGUGCCUUCUUGCUUUGCACACGAACACCCACUCUUGCAGCCAAACGCGGACGUGUCAAACGGCAGCCAGCCAGGCGAGAAAACGGAUAAUGCGCGUCUGUCUGUCUGUCUGUCUGUAUCCCCCACCGAGCCAGUCCAAUCAUACCCCUCCCACCAACCAACCCACACACACGCAGCCCAUGACAUGAACACGAUGGCCUUUCUGUCUUAUGUCUGACGGCUGGUGUGUGUGAGUCAGUGUGGGUGUGACCCAUGUGUGAAAGAAGCGGGCAUUCCUGAGAGGGAAUGCCAACCCUGAUUCACCUGACUGCCCACAGACGCCCCUCCUCUGCCCGCCCGAGAACUACUCAUCGUCAGUCCACGCAACGCAGUAAGACAAAUACCCAGGUCGAAGGGCAAUGAGACGACGGUCAAUCCACGAGCCAUCUUGCGUCUCUCUCGUCUGUUGAGGUGUCGUCUCUUCGGACACCUCAACAGACACCACCCACCAGAAGGAAGGUGGGCAGCGGUUCCUAACGGAUGCCAAAACCUGCCCGCAGUCACAACACACAGGGAGGGAGGGAUAGACGAGCAAGACAAGGAAGGAGACCGAGGGCAAUUCGAGCGAGAACCAUUAUAUAGGUGGGUGUGGUGUGGUGUUAUGUGUGAGCUGAGGGUGUUAUGUGUGUGCUCUGGGGUGGGGUUGGAGCUUUGGCAGUGCCGGGGCAUUUGUCCCGACACUCGCAAAGCCAGCCGACUCCCCCUCCCCUACCACACGCUUCCUACCAAACACUCAGGCACGUCUCCUCCCUCCCUCCCUCCCUCCCUCACACACACACACACACAUGCAAACAAAUAGGAUCUCAGUCAGUCAGUCAGUGCGUACGGUAUGCAGGUGUCAGGUUAGCGAGCAAGCAGGCAGGCUGCCAUCCAUCCAUCCAUCCGUCCGAUCAACCGCACACACACGCCACCACAUCGGCAGGCAGGCAGGUAGCUGGAUAGGUACACAUACGCGAUCAGACGGCAUUGGCAACACCGUCAACUCAACCAUUGCACGCACCAUGACACCAAUAGUCAGUCAGUCAGUCAGUCGAUGAGUCCUUCACUGCCGCCCCAUCAGCAGUUUGUCGGCGAGAAGGUAGGCAGGGUGAUGGAUGGCAGGACAUGCCCGCAUCGGCUCAGGCAAUCAGUCGAUUCGAUGAUUCGCGGGACACAUUCUCUCUCAAACACACACACACAUACCAAGGUGUACAGGGCCAAGACAAAGGGAGGGAUAUUCGAGGGUGCUAUAUGACAGUGUGUGUUGCUGCGCAUGCGCGAUGGUGCGUGCCGGGCUUGGGCUGUGGGAGGUCAGGCAUCUCCCGACCUUCGCAAAACCAGCGUACUCCCAACACAACCAAACACACACACCACACACACACAAGCGUCUCACUCAAACCUUUCCUUAUUUCCUCCCUCUCGCCCAUCCCUCCCUCCCUCCCUCCUUCUCAGACGCCCCACACACAACAUGCAAACAAAUAGGAUCCGACAGCAAUAAUGGGUGCGUGCAUUGCGGUCAACAGUCAGUCAGUACGUAGGCCAUGCAUGCGCAAUAUGCAUGAAUCAAAUUACCUCACCAAUCGAGCUGUGGCAGGCAGGUACAACCAAGCAGGCAGAGCAGGCAGGCGACCACUCAUCCAAUCACUCACUCACUCACCCAUCCAUCCAUCCAGCCAUCCAACCACAUGUGUACACCAAGACGACAGACAAGAACGAUUAGGAAGGAAGUUCUUCGGUCAUGGCCCGGGCCAUCUGCUCCUCCUCGCUGAGUCCUUCCUGCAGGUGCCCGGCUUGCUCAGCCUGAGCGGCCGACAUGGGCUGCACAGCUGUCCCCGCGAUCGUCCCGCCGCUCACCGACGCCCUUUCGGGGAACGCCUGCCGCCCGACACCCGCCUGUAUCGCGCUCGCGCCAAAUGCGGUGGCACGCCUCACACUGAAGGUUGCCACCAGCGGGAGGCCCGGCCGCGGCACGUCAAACCGCCACUCCCCACUCGUUCCUCCGGCGGUGCGUGUGACUGGGUCGGGGGCCUGAGGGUGGGGUGGCGUGAGCGACUGCAGGGCGAUGGCCUGCACGUCGGCGAUGCUGAGAACCAGCUGCUGGGUGGCCGUCAGGUCGUACGGCAAGGUAGCAGCUGGUGGGGGGAACUCGAGCCGGUACCUGCAGCGCCUCGGUGUGUCCUCGAGAAUCGUGAUGCUGAGCGAGCAGCACAUACCACAUACAUACACACACAUGAUUCAGAACGAGAUCCUCACUUUUUUUCCCACCGUUCCCUCCCCUAACCUACCCCAGUUGGUCCAAUGACAGGUUUCGGUAGUACAGCUCCACGGCGCUCUCCACAGCACCUUGUCGCCUCUCCAGCACUUCGCCUGCGCCCCUCUCCCUCUGGCGUCCCUGCCCGUCCUCGAACGGCUCACGCACCUGCAUCGCGUCACUGAUCGCCUGUGUGGGCAGGAUCAGUCGGUUGACGUCGUCGUAGUGCUCGGCGCCUUGUGCCAGCGGGAGGGAGUGCAUGGGCUGCUGUGAGUCGGGGCGGACCAGAGACACGUCCCAUGGCUGCUGGCUGACGCCCUCGAGGCAGAGGGAUGGCUUCCAUAUUUGGCUGGGAUAGGGUGUGAGGGUGGCGCGGCCGGUCAUCUUGCCGCCGUCACUGCGCUUGCCCAGGUCGAUGCCCAUGCGCACCUUCGUGCUGCGCAGGCUUGCUGUGCAGGCCUCCUUCACCCCGGGGAAAACGAUGCCGACCUUGACGGAUCCUGCGGGAAUGGUGACGUUGGUAGUGGUGGUCUUCGGGUGGUUGAUGUAGUUGUGGUCCAACACCAACCGCUCCGAGUACUUCUUGGCACCCGUGCCUGGAGCGAACUCCAGCCCGCGGCAGCCGGGCGCGAUGAGCUCGAUGCGGGACACGCUCGCCAUGAGGCCGGCUGAGGGACGCAACGGGAACAUGUGCGAUUCGUCGAACGUCACAACGUUGAAGACACUCACAACCGGCUCACCCACAGGGCGAACGCUGACCAAACACACAUACAGCAUACAUGCAUUAAUACAUACAUACACACCUUUCUUUCGUGUCUCACUCACCACAUUUCUUUGUAGUCCAUUUUCUCGUAGAUGAACCCCACCAGCAGCGUCCGCGAGGCCGUCACGCGCUCCUGAGGGACCAGCAGGCGGACCGCUCCGGUGCUGCCAUCAAACGCCCACAUCGUCUGGUCCAACUCGUGGGCGUCGAGGCCGAGCACCCCUUCGUAUUGGUUGUCGCUGGUCGGUCCCGACGCCACGCUGCCCGCAGCCGACUGCGCCACAAAAACCUUGCUGGGCUUCUUGCACACGUCGAAUACGGCCAGCGACACACUCGAGUUGGCGGCUGCGGGCACGCCGCUGAUGAGUCCCCACACAACCAACUUCAGCUGCACCACCCGUCCGAGGACAUGGAUCUUGACCACCCGCCGGUAGAGCUCAAUGGAUGUGAAGGCGCCCUGGUAGUCGCACUGGUCGGUGGGGGGGAGGGUGGCCAUGGCCAGUCCGGAGGAGCUGCCAAUGCAACACCAGCUGAGAGCGAUGAAGGUACUAGCGGUGGCCGCAGAAGAUUUCGCUACGAGGACACGAUACGAGGCACACGCGGAAGAUUUCAUCGAGAGCGGUUGGCGCUUGUCAACCGACCUUCACAGCGCCAUGCUCAAGCACUUCUUUCGCUGCUCAAGC
This is a messenger RNA of Vitrella brassicaformis, 3845 nucleotides long. Lineage: Eukaryota; Vitrellaceae. The record is from the annotation of a GenBank genome assembly.